AUGCCGUGUAUUAUCUAGUGAGAAGUGCUGCUAACGUUCCUCGGCAGCGGCCGAACCCUCCCAGCUCCGGGAAGGAAGCGGAAACCAGCGUCGCACAGCGCAUGCUAGCAGCUAGGAGGAGGCGUCCGGACGGCUCGGAGCGACACCACACACCGUUUGGUGGCAGCAGAGGAAACGGGCUCGUUAACCACACGGCAGGCGGUUCGUUAGCUGCGGGGGCUGCGUCCAGACGGAACAUCUCGAGCGGCGUCGAACUGUGAUCUUUAUGUGAGGCUGGGGCCUUGGAGGAUCGGGUCAAAGACGGGAGGAGAGACUCGGAGACGAGCAUCUGGCAGGAGCCCGGAUACGUGUUUUAGCUUCCCUCGGUCCAGAAAGGCGCAGCAUCAGCCCAGCAGCUCCACCGCUCAGCGACACCAUGGAGGCCAUUGCCAAAUACGACUUCAAAGCCACCGCUGACGAUGAGCUGAGCUUCAAGCGCGGGGAAAUCCUCAAGGUAUUAAACGAAGAGUGCGAUCAGAACUGGUACAAGGCGGAGUUGAACGGAAAAGACGGCUUCAUACCCAAGAAUUACAUUGAGAUGAAGGCUCAUCCGUGGUUCUUUGGGAAGAUUCCUCGUGCCAAAGCAGAGGAGAUGCUCAACAAACAGAGGCACGACGGGGCCUUCCUCAUCAGGGAGAGUGAGAGCGCCCCCGGGGACUUCUCUCUGUCUGUGAAGUUUGGAAAUGACGUGCAGCACUUCAAGGUUCUUCGUGAUGGCGCUGGGAAGUAUUUCCUGUGGGUGGUGAAGUUUAACUCCCUCAACGAGCUGGUGGACUACCACCGCUCCACCUCAGUCUCCCGCAAUCAGCAGAUCUUCUUGCGAGACAUCGAGCAGGUUUCCCAGCACGCCACGUACGUGCAGGCGCUCUUCGACUUCGACCCCCAGGAGGAAGGCGAGCUGGGUUUCCGACGCGGCGACUUUAUCCAGGUCCUGGACAACUCGGACCCCAACUGGUGGAAAGGAGGCUGCCACGGCCAGACGGGCAUGUUUCCCCGCAACUACGUCACACCCGUCAAUCGAAACAUGUAAACAGUCAGAGCGCGUAAACAACAGCAACCACCACCUUCACCACCAUCGUCAUCAUCAGCCCUCCCUCACCCCCCCACGCCCGAUCGCCCGCCCGCCCGCCCUCCACCAUCCCACAAUAACAGGAGCAGACGGGAGAAACGCAACCAACUGUACGAGAGAGAAAUAAGAGGAGUAGAGCCGCUGCGUGGGCAGCGCGGAGCUAAAUCUGCUUGUGCCGAGUGUGUGAACGCACGUCGGCCGGGACUGAACUGUCUCUGAGCGCCCAGCGUGGAGGAAAGCGACCACCCGCAGCCGCUCCUGCCUCUCCCACCUACCCAACAUACCGCCUUCCUUCUGUGUUUAGUUGUCUUUCUUUGCUGCAUGUUGUUUUAAUCACCGACCAGUAAACCCUGACUACGUUUUAAAGAAAAGGAAAAAGAAAAGAAAAAUGUAAAAGAUGUUUUUUAAAAUGUACAAAAAAGAGAGAAACCCGUCACCUACAGUCCAGCAAGUUUCCAUGUUGAAGAGCGUCGGCACGUGAGCAUUGUGUUGGCUGGAAAAAUGAAUCAACUAUAGAGAGAAUCCAUUUUUUAAAAGUAUAUAUUAUAUAUUUGUAUGUUUGUUUUACCUCUCAUCACCUUGUACUUUUUUCCAUUUGUAAAUUAUGUUAAAUCUCGUUGUACUUGUCUGGAUGAGACCUAGUAGCUAGAAUGUGCUGACCCAUCGGUUGCUUUCUGCAUCUGAGGGCUCGGAGAUAAAACCGCUUCGUUCCCUUCGAAACGAGCCCCACAUUUACCCGAGUGUGACGUCGCUGGGCAGCGUGAGACCGUGUGUGUUUACCGCUGACGUGGCCAGUGAAUGUAGCUGAGUCCGACGUGGUCAUGGGGGAAGCGCGGUCUGAGCUGAGCUGCGCUGACGUCGCGCAGCCGUCGCCUGCAUCUAGAAGUGCAGCUAGAAACAGGAAACGGAGAGAUUGUCUUUAAAUGCUAACGUUGAGAGAUCAGCUGAACGUGUCCGUUUCGGUUUUUCGUCUGUGUUGUCGAGCACUUUUUCCCUCUUGGUUUUCUGGUCCGUGUGCGUCUCGGUUCCCGUUUUCUUGUUCUCUCUGGAUAGUGCCUUUCUCUCUGGUGUUUCAGUGUCUCCGACCUGCUACUUUGAGCCCCGGCCCCCGGGGCCGUCCCACAGUGAGAAACCGUGUACAUAAUCCAAGCCCCCCCCUCGCCCCACAUCACCGCCUUUGCUUGUAUCACCCACAUGAAACUCUUCUUAUUUAAGUGUCUUUCGCCUUGUCUGACCUGAAGAUACUGUCGUUUGUUUUUUGCUCUUUUUUUAUUUGCAUUUGUUUUGUUUUCAAUUAAUAAAAUGCAAUUAUUAAAAAAACAAGAAUCA
This is a messenger RNA of Betta splendens (Siamese fighting fish), 2437 nucleotides long. RefSeq names its product growth factor receptor-bound protein 2b (gene grb2b). Gene Ontology annotation, molecular function: protein binding. The coding region runs from base 416 to 1069 and encodes 217 amino acids. The record is from RefSeq and is a predicted model, not a curated record. The transcript is spliced from 6 exons. Lineage: Eukaryota; Metazoa; Chordata; Actinopteri; Anabantiformes; Osphronemidae.